This is a messenger RNA of Linum trigynum, 2104 nucleotides long. The record is from the annotation of a GenBank genome assembly. NCBI's taxonomy places the organism in Eukaryota, Viridiplantae, Streptophyta, Magnoliopsida, Malpighiales, Linaceae.
UCUUAUUUUUCACAAUGCUAGUUGAUAAAUGAAAAAUCAACAAAAUAGAUAUUUAUUUCAAACGGUGGUAUUUGAAUUUUCAUAAUAUAUUGUUAGAUUGAUCAAAAUAUUUUACGGGAUUUUACCUUGGAGUCCAAAGAUUUAGGGUUCGACAUGGAUAUGUAGUUAUCGAAAUCUAACUUGAUACAACUUGAAUUGACAAAUCUAGGUCUAACCCAAUAACUAUUUGGGUGAGGUACCCACUAAGAUUUAUUUUAUCAAAUCAUCACCUUUAAUGAGACAAAUAAGUAGUUACAUUUUCAUUAUUUGAAAAAUUAACACAUAGUUAAUUUUUCAUGGAUGAAUGUUAGGUUGUAUAUUUGACCACUUCAUGCUAAGAUUUGUUAACGUAUAAGUACGAUAAAGAACAAAAAUUAACCAUCUAAGGGUCCAUAGCUCAGUGGUAGAGCAUUUGACUGCAGAUCAAGAGGUCACCGGUUCGAACCCGGUUGGGCCCUUAAUUUUUUUUCCCUAUUUUUCUAUUAGUUCUAAUAAGUUGCUCCGGUCGAACCUCAGACCGGUCAGCUCGAGUUGAUCUAGGUGAGUUGGCCACGUACAGUCUGCUCGAAUGACUGAAACGACGCCGUUAUUUUCCACUAAAUAAAAGAAACCCUAUACCCCGAGUCUCCGGCCUCUGAGCCUGCAUCAGUUCCUCAGCGAUUCUUUCCCCUUUCUCGUCGGCCGUCCCCGUCGUCUUCUCCAGCAAACAGACGGCCAACCUCCGUCGUCCCUCCUAUCACAUCUAGCAUCCGCCUUCCCUCCUCGAACCCGAGCCUUUCACCUGAAAAGAAGAUUCCCCGCCUCUUACAUCCAAUCCAACCUUCGCGAUUGCCGAUUCCUAGCAGAAGAAAUGCGAUCCCUUUUCGGCGCAUUGAUUCGAAGGCAAACCCUUGGCAGCAGCUCCAUAACUUCGCGGUUGCAGUCAAGUGGAGGAAUAGGUGCUUCUUUCGCCAACUGUGGCAAUGAAAAUCAUAUUUUCUGUUGUUCGGCUUCGAAUUGCCUUCACGCUUCGAGGAAUCACUUUCUCCGCUCGUUUCACCAUUUCCCUUCCGGCGCUCCUCGGCAAUCGACAUCAGACUUCAAUAGAGGGGGCUUCGCCAAGUUUAGCAGCAAUGGGAUAAGCUCUAGGCUAAAUGUAUCGCCUUGGUCUGUUCUUGGGACUUCUAUCACAAGUAGGAACAUUUCAACAGCGGGAUCUUCUGAUGCACCAGCUUCACCAGAUUCUUCAACACCGAUUGAUGUUGUACCACCCCGAAUCAAAUUUAAGAGAAUGGAUAAAACAGCGAGGAACAUAAUGCAGAUUCUCAAUAGGGAAGCAGUAGAGGAAGUGAGGACACAGAGAGAAGUACCUGAUAUACGUCCUGGUUACAUUGUGCAACUCAAAGUGGAAGUACCUGAAAAUAAGAGGCGUCUUUCAACUGUUAAAGGCAUUGUCAUAGCAAGACGCAAUGCUGGCAUUAACACCACAUUUAGGAUCAGAAGGCAGGUAGCAGGGGUUGGAGUUGAGUCUCUCUUCAUGUUAUAUUCACCAAACAUAAAGGAGGUUAAGGUGCUGGACAAGAAGAAAGUAAGAAGAGCCAAGCUUUACUAUCUGAGAGAAAAGAUGAAUGCCCUGUCAAAAUAGCUGGUUUGUCGUGGUCAGAAUAUGCUCACUGGUUCAGGAAGUGGUAGGGUUUGAUUUUAUGAGAUUGCUUUUGAUGUUAGCCACUCGGUCUAUUGUCGCAGUUUGUAGAGACUAUUGGGUGCCUUGAAUAACACUACGGGUAGCAUACACAUGGAGGUGCGAAGAUUCUACUCAAAAGUAAGGAGCUGCAAAGAAUCUGCAAACUAGAUUGCACAGCAAAUGAAAUCUGCAUGAUUGUAUAAGAUGCAUUAUCCUUCUUACAACCAAAACUUCUUAUCAAAUACAAAAUUUUGUAGUGGAUAUUGUUCUACUAUUGCUUGUUGAUUGCACCUAGGGCUGUCCAUUUGGUUUUGGUUUUUUGGUUUUAACCAUAACCAAACCAAUUGGAAAGCUAAUGGUUUCAGUUUUUUGGUUUUAAACCAAUAAGCAACUUAAUGGUUU